Messenger RNA from Hippoglossus stenolepis (Pacific halibut), 3179 nucleotides. It is a transcript of the gene spata6, whose product is annotated as spermatogenesis associated 6. Gene Ontology annotation, biological process: spermatogenesis. Gene Ontology annotation, molecular function: myosin light chain binding. The transcript is spliced from 11 exons. The record is from RefSeq and is a predicted model, not a curated record. The coding region runs from base 64 to 1440 and encodes 458 amino acids. NCBI's taxonomy places the organism in Eukaryota, Metazoa, Chordata, Actinopteri, Pleuronectiformes, Pleuronectidae.
GAUCAAGGAAGAAGAGCGUUGGUGUUCUGGCAGCUAUGACAACGAAGUUUGAAAGUUGUCCGAAUGGCUUCUCUGAAGAAGAAGAAGAAGAAGUUUUCCUCCUCUAAAGUUCACCAGAAGUCUCUGAAGUGUGAAGUUCAUCUGGACAUUCACACAGUCACAUGUCCAGGAGUGCUUCUGUCGAGAAAGAACAAGGUCUACCUGAGUGUGUGUAUCAUGGGCCAGUACAGGAAGACUCCCUGUUUGCCUCCUGUCUUCCCUGUACUCUUUCACCACAAAAUGGUGUUUGUCAAGACUUUCCCCGGCGUUGUUGACCCUGCUGAUGUAGCUGAACUCCUCGAAGCUGACACAACAUCUUUUGAGCUGAUUCAGUUGGUGCCUCCAGGGGGUGAGAUCCUCGCCACAAUGGAGGAAAGCAGCAGAGAUUUCUUGUUCCCUGGUCCCAGACUGAGCUCAGGAGAACGAGCGGCAGAGAGAGAAAUACUGAUGAAGAGGUCCUCAUUCUUUCCUGGAAUCUCCCUCAAAGUGGAGUUCACAACGACAUCAGUCGUAGAGGAGAGUGAUGGGAGAGAAGGCUGGCCGGCCUCGCCUAACUGCUGUCUUUCUCCCGUGAAGCCAUCUUUAACCCUGGCCAGACAAAGCUCGGAGAAGAAGUCUUCACCGUCCAGGAAUUUCUCCAGGACGGAUGAUGGGGACCAUGUCUCUUCGAGAGAUGGAAAAGAAAAGCUAAAUAUUGAGGCGAACAUUCCAAACUCUGCACCGCCAUCAUCAUCCAGACAUCAUCCCCUUCCUUCUUCACCCCCGUCUGGCCACAGUCACCAGAAACAGAAGAAGGAAAGAAAACAAGCUUCUGUCGACUGUGGCUACCAGCAGCCCACAGUUUCCUCAAGGACUCGAGCCCUGUCCCCUUACACUCAUCGCAAGAUGUGCCAGCUCUCGGAGGACGCCAGGCAGAGGCUCAGCCACCUCCAGCUGGGGCCUCACCACUUCAGGAGGGAGACUGAGAGCCAGCCGCCCUUUUUGGUCUCUCAUUGCUGUAGUGACUCGGUGAUGGUGACUCCAUCCUCCUCUCCACACAGUGACAGCUUGCAUCGACGCUCUCCUUGCUUCUCAGUUAAUCAAACAGAUUCUUCCCUCCUGGGCAGUUACAGACCAAGAAAAGCCAGAGUGAAGUCAGGAUCUGUGAGGGUGCAGUUGUCUCCAGAGACACAGUCCAGACAUGAAGCCAAAAACUCUGUGAUAGAUUCUGAUCCUGCUCAAUCUGCCCUGGCUACGCCAAUUUCCAGACGUCGUCUGGAUUUCAGCAACAAUUCCAUCAGAGAAAGGCUCCAGACCAGUCAGCCCAGUCCAUCCCACUGGGAGGAGAUCCACAGCCGAGUCCAGAGGAUCCUGCAGACACACAGAACAACCUGGGACCACCGAGUGAAGUUUGACCUUUAACCUUCUGAUCUUAAAGUAACCAAAUAAUUGGAAGUGACACUGCAAAGAUUUCUUACUGUUGAAAUGCACAGAUCAUGAUCAGCUUUGGUCUGCACUAACCUGUUGAUGCAUACUAACACAAACACACUUUUUUAAGCUAAAGAAUCAUCACUCAAUUCGAUAUUCAUUUACAUAUCAAACCUCCGAGGCACCUGCUGAACAGUUUUUGUCAUCAUUACGCUUAGAAAACGAAGGUAAUGUUCAAACGUGUGUAGCGGCUCCUCUUCCCUCCCACCCGUCAGCUGGGCUGUGUUUUAAGACAGGUGGAGGGGGGACAUGGUGAAUGUAAGCUGCAGCUGUUAGGAGCUCAUCCCUCGAAACACAAAAGAGAAACAAAGAGGUAGCCAAGAGCCACCGUAGAGAUUUAAGGGAGAGAGGAACAAAAAUAGAAUCCUUUUCCUACUGUAACAUGUCAGAAUGUCUCAUGUGAAAAACUAGAAUUACCACCCUGUUGUUGUGUCCCUCAAGCAACCAGUGAAGGGUCAGUCCCAUCUGGUGUUCCCAACAUAUUGCAUUCACAGUAAUAUACUGUAUACACUGUGACAUUGACCUUUGACCCCUGACAUCAGUUAAUCCGUGAAUCUAAGUGAACAUUUGUGCCAAAUUUGAAAGGAUUCUCUCAAGGCAUUCUUAAGAUAACAUGUUCAAAAGGCAAAAAAGGGUUUGUAAGGUCACUGUGACCUUUGACCUGCGACAGUGAGUCUGACUGAACUUUUGUACCAAAUUCAAAGAAAUUUCCUCAAGGUGUUGUAGAGAUAAAGUGUUCUGUCGCCGGUGCAGAGGCAUAAAAUCCCAUGUGACGGUAUUAAACAAAGGAGCUUGCAUCUAUUAUUACUGUUAGAUAAAUUAAGUGCAGCUGUGUUAUUAGAUAUUUAUUUUAUAUUAAGUAAAGGAAAUAUUUUAUAUUUUAUGUUACAAAUGGUGAUUACACUGAAUGAUCUGGUUUUCUUCAAUGCAAUGCGUACAUUUAACUAAAUGUGCAAAGGAUCUGAUUAAUGAUCUAACUCCACCCAUGUGUAUUCCCCAUAUUGAUGAAUACCUCAGUCAGCAGGUGUCAGAUUGUGCUGCUCACUUCAAAAGACGGCACGUUACAGAAACUUCCACUACUGUAAAAUACGCUGCAGAAUCUGACAGUCAAUAAAGUUUUUUUUUCUGUGAAUCCUCAACACAGCAGAAAAUGAUGUGACUGAUACAGAUUCUUGGUCCUGUAUGUAUACAUUUAUCGCUCGGGCUCUACUGGGGAUAGAAGUUUUUAUACGAUUAUAUUUAUACUGCAGGUAUUAUUUAUAAGUGUUUCUGGUACAUCACCAAACUGCAUUUGAUUUUCAAUUGAAAUAUUAAUUUUGCAUUUUCAAAUGAAGGAAGCCUAUUGUUAAGUUGAAAAUUCAUAUAAAAUCCUUUAUUUGAAGUUUUUAAUGUUUAAUUAUUGCUCUGCAGUUUAGGUUUACAUUGAGUUUCAGUAUUAAUAUUGUCAGUGUUUCUGAAUAUUAAAAUGUGUGAUAAUUCAAAUAGCUGCUUGAAGUUGAUUGUGAUUCUUAAGUCAUGUUUCAAUGUGUUGAACUAAUUCAGUUCAUCUUCUGCUCAUUCUGCUUUGUUUAUGUUGUGAAACAAAAUCACUUAUUGUAUUUUACUUUGUUUCUCCCUCGUUGUGUAUUUUUUGUUAUUACAAAAACAGUCAAUUAAAAGGUUGAAUAAUGUGA